This is a messenger RNA of Ipomoea triloba (trilobed morning glory), 1866 nucleotides long. Its product is annotated as glucomannan 4-beta-mannosyltransferase 1-like. The transcript is spliced from 9 exons. The coding region runs from base 153 to 1739 and encodes 528 amino acids. Gene Ontology annotation, molecular function: mannan synthase activity. The record is from RefSeq and is a predicted model, not a curated record. Gene Ontology annotation, cellular component: Golgi apparatus. Lineage: Eukaryota; Viridiplantae; Streptophyta; Magnoliopsida; Solanales; Convolvulaceae.
CUCUAUUUAAAGCACAAUAGCCAAACUAUUCAACACAACUUGGCUACCUAGUAAACCUUCUCUCUAAGCUCAUUGCCUUCAAUUCAUCCCCUAGUUUCUCUCUCUCGUCUCUAGUCCGAGUUUCAUUCGUUUAGUAAGCUAAACUUGUGAAAAUGAGAGGAGGAAUUGUUUUCACAGAGCCAGGCAAUGGAAUGUAUACCACACCAAUUGAAAGUCUCAAGCAUGCAUGGGAUAGCAUACGAGUUCCAAUUCUCGUGCCAAUUCUGAAAAUUGCAAUGUUUUUCUGCAUAAUGAUGUCCGUUAUGCUCUUUCUUGAAAGGAUUUACAUGGCAAUUGUAAUAGUUGCUGUUAAGUGCUUUGGCCGGAAAAGGUACACGAGGUAUAAGUUGGAUGCCUUGAAAGAAGACCUAGAGCAAAACCAAAACUACCCAAAGGUCUUGGUCCAAGUUCCCAUGUUUAAUGAAAAAGAGGUUUACAAGCUCUCUAUCGGAGCUGUAUGCGGGUUUACAUGGCCAUCAGAUCGGCUUAUCGUGCAAGUCCUUGAUGACUCCACCAAUGAUAAUCUAAGGAAACUAGUGGAGGAUGAAUGUAAGAUGUGGUUGCGGAGAGGGGUUAAUGUGAAGUAUGAGACAAGGAACAACAGGAAUGGUUACAAGGCUGGUGCUUUACGUGAAGGUCUAAAAAAGCAAUAUGUUGAUGAUUGUGAAUUUGUAGCCAUCUUUGAUGCUGACUUUCAGCCUGAUCAUGAUUUUCUUUGGAGGACCAUCCCUUAUCUUCUAGAAAAUCCAGAAUUGGCAUUAGUGCAAGCAAGAUGGAAAUUUGUGAAUGCAGAUGAAUGUAUAAUGACCCGACUUCAAGAGAUGUCACUAGGCUACCACUUUAGUGUUGAGCAAGAAGUUGGCUCAUCAACUUGCUCAUUUUUUGGGUUCAACGGGACUGCUGGUGUUUGGAGGCUCCAAGCACUACAUGAUGCCGGUGGAUGGAAAGACCGAACAACAGUGGAAGACAUGGACCUUGCGGUCAGAGCUAGCCUAAGAGGAUGGAAAUUUCUUUAUAUUGGUGACUUGGAAGUAAAAAAUGAACUCCCAAGCACCUUCAAGGCUUAUAGGUUUCAACAGCAUCGUUGGUCUACUGGCCCAGCUAACCUCUUCAGGAAGAUGUUCAAAGAAAUCAUCAAGAGUGAGCGUGUAUCCCUAUACAAGAAAUUUCACUUGAUCUAUGCUUUUUUCUUCGUGAGGAAGAUUAUAGCACACUGGGUGACCUUUUUCUUCUACUGUGUUGUGAUCCCAUUCGCUAUUGUAAUCCCUGAAUUACAUCUUACAAAACCUAUAGCUAUAUAUCUUCCUGCAACUAUAACAAUUCUAAAUGCAGCUUGCACAAAGAGGUCUUUCCAUCUUCUUGUGGUUUGGAUAUUAUUCGAAAAUGUCAUGUCUCUACAUCGGACUAAGGCUGCAAUAAUCGGAUUGUUGGAAGCAAAUCGAGCCAAUGAAUGGGUUGUAACAGAAAAGUUGGGAAAUGCAGCUAAGCAAAGACAAACUGUGAGAGCACCAAGAAGAAGAACAUGCAGGCUUAGAGAUCGGAUCCAUAUGCUGGAGAUUAUGAUGGGGGUUUUUAUGCUACAAUGUGCUUUAUAUGAUAUCAUGUUCGGGCACGACCUGUUUUAUAUAUACCUAGUGCUACAAGCAUUGGCCUUCUUUGCAGUUGGAUUUAGCUUCGUUGGAACACAAGUCCCUACCUAGAGUUGUGUUGGUGAACUUCAUCCGUUUGCAAGUAAUAGUAAUAAUUUUUCUGUAAUCAUGAAAGUGAAUGUGUGACAUGGAGGAAAGUCCCUACCUAGAGUUGUGUUGGUGAACUUCAUCUGUUUGC